Molecule: messenger RNA, 387 nt
Organism: Perkinsus marinus ATCC 50983
Lineage: Eukaryota; Perkinsozoa; Perkinsida; Perkinsidae
Product: Nuclear transport factor, putative
Exons: 4
Coding region: 1-387 (128 amino acids)
Biological process (GO): protein import into nucleus
Cellular component (GO): nuclear pore central transport channel
Source: RefSeq, a predicted model, not a curated record
AUGGCUCAGAUCAACCCUCAGUUUCAGUCGAUCGGGGAGCAGUUCGUCCAGCACUAUUAUGGCACGUUCGAUGCUAACAGGUCUAAUCUGACUCCCCUGUAUGGAGAUACCUCUAUGUUGACAUUCGAGGGAGAACAGUUUCAGGGUGCGGCGAAUAUAGUACAGAAGCUGGUCAGUUUGCCAUUCCAAAAGGUCCAGCAUCAGGUUAUUAAGGCCGACUGUCAGCCGAAUCCUUCGAACAAUGGUGUAAUGGUGUUCGUGACUGGCAACCUGCUAGUUGAUGAUAACCAGAAUCCGCUCAAGUUCGGCCAGGUAUUUCACCUAGCACCGAGCCCUUCUGGUGGGAUCUACUGUCUCAACGAUAUGUUCCGUUUGAAUAUAGGGUAA